Molecule: messenger RNA, 971 nt
Organism: Cercospora beticola
Lineage: Eukaryota; Fungi; Ascomycota; Dothideomycetes; Mycosphaerellales; Mycosphaerellaceae
Source: RefSeq, a predicted model, not a curated record
ACCACCAAGACAAUACCUUCAGCAGUGCAUCGAGAAGUGUCUGCCGCUUCCCUCCUGUGCGGGGCGCUGUGGGACCAAAGCCCAUGGCGCCCCUGCUUGCGAAGCGUCCGUCGAUUCUAUCUUCCGGCGCCGCCUCCGUCACCAGAGAUGUUCGUCCGCAAUAUCUACAAGAAACAGGACGGAGGCGGCGGCGGCAUCUACGAUGCUCACCCCCCGCGCCGCCGUGGCUGACCCUUUCGCCGCGUCGGUUCGCGUUGUCUCGCCGCCCAAGACCACCAAGCGCAAGACCGCCGCAACUGAGGACACUCCGCCGGACAUAGGCAAGGAGCUGAACCUCCAUGACCUGCUUGCUCGCCUCGACGACGACCUCCACCUGCCAACCUCUGCCGCAGUCGUUGCCGUGCGUCUAGUAGCCUAUCCGGGCCUUGCUGUCGCUGCCUUGGGUGCGCUCGUUGUCGCCUACUGCUUCACCCUGGCUUGGCUGGUCUUCCACCUCCAACUGCUGCGACUCACCAUCGACACACCGCUGCCUGCGCUGCAUCUCCGCCGCACCGAGGAUUGGCCGUCGCACUCAGCACCAACUGGUCGUCGUCCGCCGGCUCGAAGACACAUGGCCCCGGUCUGCGUGCUCUCGACAACAUCAGGACUGCGGAUCCCGCCUGGACGUCUCCACCUUCAUGCCAUUUCCCCGCACUGUGAGCAUUGACUGUUCGCUGGCCGCCGCCGACGUUCGAGUAUCAGAUCACAUUGUCCCGCCACGCCGAGGGCUGCUGUAUCUGUCAAUGUUGUUGCGGUUGCUGAUGGUACGCUCUGAUGAUGAUGGGGCUGGGAGUUGUCUGUUCCGUUGUGUGCAAGAUGUUGGCGGUCGCAGAUGUCGAGACACAUGCCACUGGAGGAUGUUGGUGGUGCGCACUGCUCAGAGCUCAGAUAGCCACUCGAAACCUGUUGCUCAUGUUUGUGUUCAUGUUGUU